GACUCAUGUAUGGUUUUGGUAAUCGAUUGACGUCUGUGGUUGAAGCCGGGUACUUAUUAGGCAGUUAAAAUCACCUCAGCUACACCCAAUCACCUCCCGGACGUUUAAAGCGGCUCGAACGGCGUAACGUAGUCAUAGCAUGGAUGUAAAAUCCUACUCGACAGCGUAGCCUCACUUCCGGCUCAUUUCGGCUUAUGAACAAUUUGAACAGCUGAACAAUGAGCAGAGACGCGUCAUGACUCGCAAAUAUUGGAUUUUCCUGAAUAUUUGGGCAAUCAACGCUUUCACAAGUUCUGGUUAUAUUGGCAAAGAUGGUGUUUCGUUCAGAACUAAGUCGAGCAUCCUCAAGUACAAAUAUGCGGUGACCGAGAGUACCAUAGAGACAAUAAUCAACACAGGGUUUUCGACCUCGACGUGCGGUAGCGAGAUUCUGCGCAUAACAAGCAAAGACCUCGCGCUCAAGGACUACUACAGCCUAGCCCUCACCUCAUCCGGGCAACUACUUUUUCAGUAUCGUCUCUAUGGCAGCGGAUUCAACACAGUCAUCCAAGCUCCCGUUGAAGGCCCUUUUUGCGACGGAAAACGUCAUGACGUCAUCGUCAGACGCGACGCCCGCAAGGUCUCAUUUCAAGUGGACGGCGGUGUUACGCAGAAACUUGAGAACGGGCGCAUGUUAAUAGUGACGUUUAGCAAGCCGGAUGUGAUUGUUCUAGGAGGUUCUGGAAAAAGAAAGUUCUACGGAUGCGUGUAUAACGCGACGGUUGAGAUGCAGUGGACUGGGAUGAGCGCUACGACUGUUGAUAUCUUACAGUUACUUGACGCCCGCGAUCCUAUGGUCAGCAGUGAAGAUGUUAUCGUGGGUGGAUGCGUCAAACCUUAUGCAGAAUGCCUUCCCUUGAGAUCUCAUCUCACACUAUCUGAUGGUAACGGAUCCAUAGCGAGCCCACAUAUCAACCAGCGGUUCAACAACCUAAGCGCAUGCGUUUGGGUUAUAGAAGUCCCACAAGGGUAUCGCGUCAAACUGCGAAUGAGAUUCAUGCGCGUAAACGAUUCAAGCCUGUGUACAAGCCGGUACGUGGAAGUUCUAGAGGGGAAAGAAGGAGAAGCGUCAGUUAUCAGUAGAUAUUGCAGCGUUCGGUUUAUCCCACAUGAACCUAUCUACUCUACUGGACCACAUCUUACCGUUAGGUUGCAAACCGAGGACAGCGAGGCUCUGGUGUUCACGGCGUCUUAUUCUACGGCGUCUCUAAGUGAAGGCCCAUGUCCCGCGCAGGCCGAUUUGACGAGCGCGCAUGGGACCUUCUCAUCCCCAGACUUCCCAUACUCUUACGGCACAAAUCGCGCAUGCUCUUGGAUCAUCACAGUACCAUCUGACAAGCAUAUACUCAUCACCUUCCGUCCUGACGACUUCAGCAUCGCGGGUUGCCAUGGUAACUGUAUGUGUGAUUACCUUGAGUUGCGCGAGGUGGAUGACGGGAGGAGGAAUGCCUAUGGGAGGUACUGCGGAGACAUUGCCCCUUCGCCUAUUUACUAUCCAGGCCACAAAGUUUCGCUGGGAUUCUACAGCAAUGGGGUAGAGAGCCGUAAAGGGUUUAAUGCCACUUAUGAGGCUAUCGAACCAAUCACAGAUCAAUGCCCUGAGCACAAAGUACUUGCGGCCACUGGUGGAGUUAUUCGCAGUCCACGAUUUCCCCUACCCUUUCCCGGACAGAUGGACUGCCUGUGGGAAAUCCGUGGAGACCCAGGCUCCCGCGUCGAAUUCAUGUUCAGCGACCCCCUUUAUCUUGAUAUGGCUUGUACUGACUAUAUUGAGCUUUCUGAUGGCAAGGACAAAGAUUCGCGAACCUUUGUGAAGAAAUAUUGCAUUUCGGAUGACAUUCCACCUCCUUUUGUAUCCAAGAACCACAAGUUGUUUGUUCGAUUCGUGUCUGAUCGAUACCGGGUUCUGACGGGACAAAUGGCAGGGUUCGUGGCGACCUAUGUUAUACGGAGACCUGCCAAGGCUAAGGAAAUUUCAGGGGCUUUUUACACCGUAGCUUUCUUUCUCUAGUGUCAGGGACUUUCAACAUCCUCGCUUUCUUUUUCUAGUUUCAGGGGCGAUGCUUCGCUCGAGGACUCCGCUAAUGACAGCAUCUUUUAUUAUGUUUUCAAUUCUAGCAAGUGAAACUUAACCAUCUUUUAUUAUGUUCUCAAUACUUGCAGUGAAACUUAGAACCAUCUUUUAUUAUGUUCUCAAUUCCUGCACGUGAAACUUUACCAUCUCUUUUUAUGUUCUCAAUACUUAAAAGUGAAACUUAACCAUCAUUUAUUAUGUUCUCUCUCGCAAGUGAAACUUGAUAUUUAAUUGUUAUCAUUUUUCAGACAUUACAACAGCUCAAUUUUAUAACUUUGUUAUACUUCAUGGCAGUAAUGAUAGGCUGAAUUUUUGCUAAAUUUUUUAAAUAAAAGGAUUUUCUUUGC
Nematostella vectensis (starlet sea anemone) is the source of this 2460-nucleotide messenger RNA. RefSeq names its product dorsal-ventral patterning tolloid-like protein 1. NCBI's taxonomy places the organism in Eukaryota, Metazoa, Cnidaria, Anthozoa, Actiniaria, Edwardsiidae. The coding region runs from base 236 to 2050 and encodes 604 amino acids. The record is from RefSeq and is a predicted model, not a curated record. The transcript is spliced from 7 exons.